Molecule: messenger RNA, 2177 nt
Organism: Eucalyptus grandis
Lineage: Eukaryota; Viridiplantae; Streptophyta; Magnoliopsida; Myrtales; Myrtaceae
Product: heat stress transcription factor A-6b
Exons: 2
Coding region: 471-1601 (376 amino acids)
Biological process (GO): regulation of transcription by RNA polymerase II
Cellular component (GO): nucleus
Molecular function (GO): RNA polymerase II cis-regulatory region sequence-specific DNA binding; DNA-binding transcription factor activity
Source: RefSeq, a predicted model, not a curated record
CCGGCUCCCUCAUUUUUGGUCUCCCUUCUGUUUCCCCUUCUCAGCUUGCCUUUCUUCUCCAACACAGCCAUUGCUCCAAGCCUCAGCAGCUCAACCUCUUCUUCCCCUUCCACUUCUGGCUCAAGAGCUCAUUCCAGCAUCUCAAGCUCACCUUGUCUCCAAUCUCGCUUCUCUUCAUCUUCGCUUCCUAUACUAUCUGGCAAGAUUCUUGUUUUAGCCUGAAAAGAGAUGGAAAGCUCGUCAAUCCGUUAGUAUGUUCUUGUUCUGGCUCUACUUUUCCAUCUAGAUCUUCCACAUGCAGUCCUUGUUCCUGAUCUUUUUCUGCAUUUCCGAGCACCCAUUUGAGAGGAUCUGAGAACGGCCCCCCCGAAGCUACUGUUAUUCCUUCUUGGGUGCUGAAAAAAUCAAGCCCCCUCGUAGACGAAAUUCCAUCAGCUCAUGCAAUCAGCACACUAGCAGACAGAUCAAUUAUGAAUAACCCUCGAGUUCAGGCGAAGAAGGAACAUUUAGGAGGAGCCGUUUUCUCUUCAUCUUCUUCUCCGGUCACUGUGAAUGCAAUUCCUCAGCCGAUUGAGGGCCUCCAUGACUUGGGCCCGCCUCCAUUUCUCACCAAGACGUAUGAGAUCGUGGACGACCCAGCCACCAACCACAUAGUCUCUUGGAGCAAAGGCAAUAACAGCUUUGUGGUGUGGGAUGCUCAGGCCUUCGCCAUGUCCCUCUUGCCCAGAUACUUCAAGCACAACAACUUCUCUAGCUUCAUCAGGCAGCUCAACACCUAUGGCUUUAGAAAGGUUGAUCCAGAUAAGUGGGAGUUUGCUAACGAAGGGUUCCUAAGGGGGCAAAAAUAUCUCCUUAAAAACAUCAGGAGGAGAAGAACAACUCAUCUAGCACCCCACAAUUCACAGCAAGUGCUCGACCCGUGUGUUGAAGUAGGCAGAUUUGGGCUCGACGGAGAGAUCGACCGGUUGAAGCGUGACAAGCAGGUCUUGAUGAUGGAGCUGAUCAAGCUUAGGCAGCAACAGCAGACCUCCAAGAGUUGUCUCCAAGUGAUGGAACAAAGGCUCAAGAAGACGGAAAUGAAGCAACACCAGAUGAUGAACUUCUUGGCGAGAGCAAUGAAGAAUCCUGAUUUUCUACAGCAAUUGGUCCAACAGAAGGACAGCAGGAAGGAGCUCGAGGAAGUGCUAGGGAAGAACAAGAGGAGGUGCUCCAUUGAUCAAGGGCCAAGUAAUGUGAGCCUUUGCGAUGAUGAUGAUCAACCUGUCCAUGAUAAUGAACCAAGUAUUGGUACUUUUGCUAAGGUUGAACCUCAAAAUUAUGGAGACAUCGGUGAAUUUAAAAGGUUUGAGCUUGAGAAAAUUGUUGUGGACAUGGAUGGAGGAAUCGGUGCAAGUCGAUGUAAUAACAUAGAGGAGGAUCAAAUAGGAUUAGUAGAAGAGAAUGAAAAUAGAGGUAAUAAAGCACUUGAUGAAGUCUUUUGGGAAGAUUUGUUCCAUGAGGGCAACGAACAAACCGGUUUACUUGGUGUUGGAGAUGAAGAGGAUGGGGAAGACAUGAAUAUCUUGGCUGAGCAACUGGGAUACUUGAGCUCUAUUCCGUAACUUGAGCGAAGCAUAAAGCUUUGUUUGAGUGAUCCUUCCAUAGAUGAUUGACCCGAUUUGAGGAAACCAAGCUAUAUGCCAGCUCUUACGUUGUUGGUUUAGUGCAUUCGUGGAUAGUUAACCUUCUCUUGGGCUUUAUGGAUUAAGUAUGUGUUGAAAAAUAACACUCAUAACUACAAGGCCUUUCGAUGGAAGUGCCAAUUCUUUUGACUGGAGAUUAAUGACAGACUUCACAGAUCAGCUUCUAAAGUGUAUGCGAAGGUGCUCAUAUCACUUAGUUACUCUUUGGACAAGAUCCUCAGUUUUAGAGAACAAGGUGGGUGGAGUCUAUCACAAUUUAGGAACGAGAUCGGCUUGUGCGUUCCAAGUUCAUGAAAAAAUGCCUGAGCGUUGACUCGCCAUGGUCUCGCAACUGGAAUGGCUAAUGUUCAUUGUUAUUUUUCUUCACCAACGUUGUUCCAUCAUCUGACUUUUUCCAACUGAACGUGCAAGCUGUAUUUCCAACUUGUUAUCCAAUUCUCAUUGUGCCUUGUGUGAUUUAUCUUGAGCAUACUGUCCAUAUAUGGUAGUCUUAGA